UCCAAAACUAAAUUAGAUGCUACCCAACAAUCUAAACCUAGCUCACCCUAUAUAAACACCUUUACCUUUCGGCCAUACCAUUUACACUUCAGCCUCCCACGCAGACCAUCAGUUCUUUUAUACGUAAUUCAGCCUCCUUCACAAACCAUCGGUUGCUCAACCUUCGGCCUCUAGCUAUGGUUCCAUUCAGAUUCUCAUCAUUCUUCUCCAUGCAUGCUACAUUCAGCGUCGUCUCAAAAUGAGAUCAUCUAACAAUCUGAUUACAGCUCAAGGUGAAAUUAUAUUUUUUACCCGAUGUUGACAUUUUUCCGACCUUUGCUAUAGCUACAGCGACAGAGUGCUUAUCAAAGGAUCUCAGAACUCUUCUUUCUUCACUCUGGUUUCGUUGGACUCCUUAAUGUCUUGUUCUUAUUUUUAGCUAUUAGAUUAUCGGUAUAGAAAAUGUAUAAUUAAUAGGUUCUGGAACCAUAAAAAAGGUUGCCAAUUAUGUAUUAUUCAUACGGAAAAUUUUAAUUAUCAAUUAGAUUGAAAUUAGUUAUGCAUGUUUGAAGUUUGUGCAGCUUCAAAGGCAGGUAUCAAUAGCACCAUUGAUAUGAUAUCACUUUAUUAUACUAAGCAUCAAAUGAACAAAGAUAUUUUAUUAGGCUUACAUAUCCUUGUUCUACAUUUCUUUAGGAAGGUGGAGUUUCUUCCCCAAUUGGCCCUAAAUUACUCUUUCUACUCUUCGAUUGUUAUCUUCAACUUCUUUAAACGUCCAUAACAACUAAAAAGAAACUGCAUAAUCAUACAUGGUAGAAAAUUGUAGUAGAGUGGGAAAGAACACCUUUUUCUCUUUCAAAACCAUCUCGGUUUUCAACUUCUUUAGACAUAUAAUAUGCCCUUGCACCUUUAACUUUGACAUUGUUUGUUGAUUUUUUGUAAUCCACGUCCUUGAUGAGAGACCCACAUGUUAGUAUAUAUGUCCUAGUGACAAUCACUUUUUAGAGAUAUAUGUACUUGAUCACAUUCAGUUUUAUAUAUUUGAUAUAUACGGUAUUACACAUUCAUAAUUAAGCAUUUCGAUUGUCAAUGUCUUAUUCAUAAUUGUGUUCCCUUGGACUUAUGUUGUCGAUAAGUAAGUGAGAGCUUAUAUACAUAAGGUCCUAAAAAGGCCCCAAUCAAUGAUCAUCAAGAAUGGGAUAUUGAUGAUAUGCGAUAAGAUUGGUAUGUGGACUGCAUCAUACUUUUAGAAAGUAUAGUUGAUCUCACGACUAUGAGUUCCUGUAAUUCAUGAUGGUCACAUAGAUAUUUUAGAGAAUAUUGGCAUACCCACCGAGAAACCACUUGAUAAGUUCUAUUCAUGUGUCUAUGGGAUUAUCGGCGUAUAGAGUAGUGUAAUAGUCCUCCGACUUGAGGUCAAUACGUACUACAUGUGCGGAGUGAUGUACUUUGACCAUGACCAACGCUUGCACUCCAAUCGGGGUAGAUACGGCAUGUGUUGGGUGCAUCACGAAGCACAUGGAGUCGUAGUUGAGCCAAGAAAGGAUUCAUUCCUCAUAAUAGAUUAAGAGAGAACAUUCUACUUCUCAUAUCUAGAUGGAUCAUAAAGUCAUUGGCCAAUGCAAAGAUAUAUUCGUUUUGGAUAUCGAAUAUGAUCGUUAUGGAUCAUCUAGAAAGAUUGAGAGACAGAGACUGAGUUAUUGGGAUAGACACUAUAUCAUGUUCUAGACUUAGUUGAAUGUUCGCUGAAUGAAAGGACCGUAUCACUAUGAGCUCUAUAUUACAGGGAGUUUGUAUAGUCCUCGCAAACGUCCUUAUAUAUUAAGUUUGUCUGGAGAAUCGUCUAGGGAUUCGCUAAGACCUUAAUUUGAUUAGUGCUUAAUAUAUAAGGCCCUAUGGGUCACACAACAAGUGAUUAUACCUUCCGAUUGAAUUGUUAGAAUGAAUUAAAUAUUAUUAAUUGGAUUAAAUAAUAUUUAAUUCGUAAUACUGAAAAUGAAUUAAAUAUUAAUUAGAUUAAACAUAUUUAAUUCAUGAAGCUGAAGGAGAGUUCUAUUUGAUAGAAUUAAUUAAGUAAGAUAAAUUAGAUUUAUCAUACUUAAUUAAGAUGUAUUUAUUAUUAAAUAAAGUAGAUAUUUUCUUUUGUAAUUUGGAAUUAAAAGAAAAGUAAACAAAAUAAAUAUUAAUAUAUAAUAAUUAGAAAGUGGCGUGCAGCCACAUCUCAAUUAUUAUUAUUAUUAUUUUGUUUUGGUUUAUCUACUUAUUUAAUUAAUUAGGAGUAUUGGUCCUAGUAGGAUUAGAACUCAUUAAUUAGAAAGACUUUCAUUGUGAUUGGGAAACUAGUUUCGAACUAGUAUAAAUACAUCCUUCUCCUUCAUAGUUUGUAGACCAGUUUUUAGAUUCAGUAUUACCAGUUUAUUUCCCCGCAAAGAGAUUUCCUAGCCUUUCUCUUAGGGAGAUCUAUCCGUUCUUUCGGAAAGGAGAAAUCACGUGGAUACCAAAGGUCAAGAAUUAUCACCGCUAGACUGGAAGAUCUGUAAGUUCUAACUCAGAUCUUUUAUUAUUGUUAUAUUCGUUGUUUUGUCAUAAUCAGGGAAGAUCUGUUUGGGAAAAUUUUAAACUUCCGCUGCCGUACUUUCGAGGUACGUUACAUCAAUUUCCUAACAGUGGUAUCAGAGCCAAACUGAUUCUAAUGACAUUACACGAAUUUUGUAGAUAUACAGACUAUCUAUUUUCGUGGAUCUAAAUACAUUAUUCUCAGAUUAUGUUUCCGAUCAAUGAUUGUUUUUCGAAGUAAUUAUAUUUUGAUUUUAGAAAUUGAAAUAUGAAUUGUAAUUGAACUGGACGACAGUCUUUUCGGAUCUACAAUUUGUUGUCUCUACGUUUUGAACGAUCAACCAUGACGACCGACCUUCAAUCGAUUUUCUAUGCGUUUUUUUUUUCUGUCCUUGCAAAACAUGGCCGCCAUUAAUGGCGAUUAAAAUUCUGCAAAAUCGUUCUCUAUGUUUGGAGCGCCUCCAGACGAGAUUCGAACGGGAAUGUAAAGACCAAUCGACCUCUUGCUUAGUCAUCGCCGUUCUAGUUGCACCGAAACCACCACGGACAUCGACGGUGAGGAUAAGCGAUGGGGCUGCAGGUUAACAACGAUUCCACUACGAAGCCUUGCAGCUGCGAUUUGUUUUUGGUUUAUGGGCUUACUUUAGAAGUUAGAAUAAAAUCAAGGACCCACUACAAUUUAAUUAAAGUCCUAAACUUUGGCAAUUGUGCACUAAUUCAUACGGAGCACUAAUCUAGGCCGUAUAUACAGAGUCUAAUUCCAUUAGAUGUGGAAGUUGUGAAAGUCCUGAUUCUAAUGUAACUUGGUUUUCUAUAUACGUAGUUAAACACUACGUAUCAAAAUUAAUCUUAAUUGCUUUGAUUAGUUAUCUAAUAGACAUAAGUAAGUUUAAUUUUAUCUAACUACGUAUUGUUGUUUUUUAAGCAUGCUUAUACUUUAAUUGUUUGACUGUUUAAUAUAUUUAUAAAUUAGAUUUAUAUUGCAUGCUUUAAUUUAUCUGUUUGAGUUAAAUCUCAUCAACAUAUUAUUUGAUAAUAUGUUUAGGCAUCUUGAUUAAAUAAUUUUAUACUCCGCUAAACGUUCCCCAUAAAUUAAAAUUUAAGUCUUAUCCGGGAUAAUGACAUCACCCAUCAUAAUUAAAUUAGUAGAAAUAUUUUUUCGUUGAAGAAUAUUUCACCCAAGUAUUUAUUCCAUUCGACAAAAUAUAGAACUAAUUUAUAGGUACAAUUGUUUGUGAUCGUGUGAUGGUUUUGACUUACUUAAAUUAGCUCGAGUCGCCCAAGCGUCAGUGUUAAUUUAGGGAUGUCGAUCAAUUUAAAAAAAAAAAAAAUUGAUCAACCGAGAAUUGCUUGGACGCAAUUGGUCUAGGGACCUACCCAUUAUAUUAUUGCAGUGAUCAGCCCAAGCUGGGACUGUAAUAGUAUGAAUGUGGAUCUUGGCCACUAUGAUUGUGAAAACAAUCCAUGUUCUUUUUUAUUGGGGUCAAAGAGCAUGUAAAAAUAGUGGGAGCUAAAUAAUUAAAAGUCCAUAUUAUUUAGUUAACUAGAUGUGAUCAUAGGAAUUAAUAUAUGAUUUUAAUUUCAUUCUAUUUGAACUUCUUUAGACUUUUAGGAAUGUCGAAUUUAUCAUUGAGAAGUAUCCUGGAUACAUGCAAGCUUACUGGACCAAACUUUCUUGACUGGGAAAGAAAUGUGCGUUUAGUUCUUAGACAAGAAAAUAUUGAGUAUGUGUUAGACACACCGGUACCCAAGAUUCCUGAUGCCAACUCUCCUGAGUUUGCCACGUUUGACCUAACUGCUCGAGAGAAACACGUCACUAAUGCUAAAACUGUGCAAUGUGUUAUGUUGGCUGCAAUGUCUAUGGAGUUGCAAAGGCAACACGAUAGGAUGAGCGCCUUCGAGAUGCUUGAACACUUGAAAAGUCUGUUUGAUUCAGAAAGUCAGACUCUAGAGUAUGAACUUCUGACAGACAUUUUCAAGUGUAGGCUUCAAGAGGGUGGCAACGUGUCUGAGCACGUCCUCAAAAUGAUUGGCUUAAUUGAAAGAGUUGCUACCACCGGAAUUAAGUUUGAGGAUCGUGUCUCAGCUGCUAUCAUCCUAUAUUCGCUUCCGAGUUCAUUUACUAACUUCAUUGUGAAUUAUAAUUUGAACAAAACGAAAGCGACCAUGCCUGAACUCCAUAACAUGCUCAAGUCUUAUGAAGUCUCAACCUCUAAAGGAAAGACUGUUCUUAUGGUAAGCUCUAAUGCUAAGUCUCGUUCUAAGAACAAGAAUAAGCAAAAGAAGAAAGGUAAGGUUGGACCUACUCCUACAGCUCUGAAGCCUAAAGGUGGAGGUCAUAUGAAGCCAAAGGUUGCAAAGGAUGUUUGCCUCUACUGCAAAGAGAAGGGGCAUUGGAAGAGAGAUUGUGAGUUGUAUAAGGCUAAUCUAGCCAAAGCACCGGGUGCUUCAAGCUCAGGUAUUUUUAUCAUUAAAUAAAUAUGUCUAUAACUAACUCUCAUUGUUAAAGUAUUAGAUACAACUUAUGGCUUACACAUUUGUAAAAAUGUGCAGAAGCCUGAGAAGCAGUGUAGCAGUUGGACUGGGUAAAAUUGACCUACGCGUGAAGGUUGGAGCAAAAGUUGCUGCUGAACGUGAUAGGACCUUAUAGUUUAGAUUUGCCCAGUGGUUUUAGAUUAGAAUUAAAUAAUUGUUAUUUUAUUCCUUCUACUACCAAGAAGAUUAUUUCCAUUCAUAUGUUAGACAUUAAAAGAUUUAUGUUUCCAUUUUGCUAAUAAUAAUUGUUAUUUUCAUAAAAUGGUGUAGUUGUGAAAA
This is a messenger RNA of Cuscuta europaea, 5349 nucleotides long. The record is from the annotation of a GenBank genome assembly. NCBI's taxonomy places the organism in Eukaryota, Viridiplantae, Streptophyta, Magnoliopsida, Solanales, Convolvulaceae.